AUGCUGACUCCGGCGCUUGCGCCGCCGUCUUCUUCUUCUUAUACACCCACAGCUUUCCCUUUCUCCCAUUCAUUUACAGCCAGGUCUGCCCCCGCCUUCUUCACCUUAAAUUCCCCCUUUCGAGCUUUAAAUGCUAAUAGACGGGAAAGCUCAACUCUUCGACUCCAAGCAGCAGCAGCAGGAGCAGCAUCUCCUUCUUUUUCUCCGUCUUCCACUCCAAUGAUUGAAAAGGAAACACCCGAAUUGGAGAAGCCCCCUACUUUCCUUCGAGAGGCGGAUGAAAACGCUUCUGAUUCCUCCAAAUCCGUCCGAUCAAGGUUUGAGAAGAUGAUUAGGGAGGCGCAGGACUCUGUGUGCUCCUCCAUUGAGGCUGCCGACGGAGGUGGCCAGUUCAAGGAAGACGUGUGGUCCAGACCCGGAGGCGGUGGCGGCAUCAGCAGGGUCUUGCAGGAUGGCGCUGUUUGGGAGAAAGCUGGUGUCAAUGUCUCUGUUGUCUAUGGAGUCAUGCCUCCCGAGGCUUACAGAGCAGCUAAACCCACUGAAAAUGGCAGCGUCAAACCCGGCCCUGUUCCCUUCUUCGCUGCUGGCAUCAGCUCCGUUCUUCAUCCAAAGAAUCCAUUUGCUCCAACGCUGCAUUUUAAUUACCGCUAUUUCGAGACUGAUGCUCCAAAAGAUGCUCCAGGAGCCCCAAGGCAAUGGUGGUUUGGCGGAGGUACUGAUUUGACUCCUGCUUACAUUUUUGAGGAGGACGUUAAGCAUUUCCAUCUGGUCCAGAAAGGUGCUUGCGACAAGUUUGAUAGUGAUUUCUAUCCUCGAUUCAAGAAAUGGUGUGAUGAUUAUUUCUAUAUCAAGCACCGAGGGGAGAGACGCGGUCUUGGGGGUAUAUUUUUUGACGAUUUAAAUGCCUAUGAUCAAGAGAUGCUUCUUUCCUUUGCUACUGAGUGUGCAAAUUCUGUGAUUCCAGCAUAUAUACCCAUCAUUGAGAGGAGGAAGGACACGCCAUUUACGGACAGACACAAGGCAUGGCAGCAGCUACGCCGAGGACGUUAUGUGGAAUUCAACUUGGUUUAUGAUCGGGGAACAACAUUUGGUCUCAAGACUGGUGGAAGGAUUGAGAGUAUACUUGUGUCACUGCCACUUACUGCCCGGUGGGAAUAUGACCAUCAACCUGAAGAAGGAAGUGAAGAAUGGAAGCUUUUGGAUGCGUGUAUCAAUCCCAAGGAGUGGAUCUGA
Messenger RNA from Striga hermonthica, 1233 nucleotides. The record is from the annotation of a GenBank genome assembly. NCBI's taxonomy places the organism in Eukaryota, Viridiplantae, Streptophyta, Magnoliopsida, Lamiales, Orobanchaceae.